CCCCCGGAGCCGCUGCCCGGGGCCGUGCCGGCCGCUGUCACCAAAGUGCCGCGCAAGGCCCGGACGCUGGAGCGGGAGGUGCCCAGCGCCGAGGAGCUGCUGGUGCCUGGAAAACACCGCGGCGCUCCGAGCUGCCGCCUCCCGGCGCCCCCCAGCUCGCACGGCCACCGCGCUGCCCCCCAAGACACCGGGGACGACGCCAGGAAGCCGCGGCGUGUCCAGCAGAGCAAGAACUGGACCUUCCCCAACGCCAAAGCCUGCGGUGCUGCUGACCCCUUCGUGUGUCCCCCCGGGGGGCUGGAGGGGCUGCAUCGGCCUGUGCAGGCCCCCGUGUGCAGCCCAGCAGGGCAUCGGGGGGCAUCCCCAGAAGCCCCCCCACCUCUGCCCCCUGCCCUGAGCACGAGCAGCAGCCGGACCCCCAGCGCCUCGGACGUGGGGGACGAGGGCAGCACGGAGGCUCGCUCCCGGGACGGGGGGCACGGCCCCGCCGGGCUGGAG
Ficedula albicollis (Collared flycatcher) is the source of this 498-nucleotide messenger RNA. Its product is annotated as nck-associated protein 5-like. NCBI's taxonomy places the organism in Eukaryota, Metazoa, Chordata, Aves, Passeriformes, Muscicapidae. The annotation marks the transcript as partial. The record is from RefSeq and is a predicted model, not a curated record. Gene Ontology annotation, biological process: microtubule depolymerization; microtubule bundle formation. The transcript has 3 exons. Gene Ontology annotation, cellular component: microtubule plus-end.